Kickxella alabastrina is the source of this 975-nucleotide messenger RNA. RefSeq lists its product as uncharacterized. The coding region runs from base 1 to 975 and encodes 324 amino acids. The transcript has 4 exons. The record is from RefSeq and is a predicted model, not a curated record. NCBI's taxonomy places the organism in Eukaryota, Fungi, Kickxellomycota, Kickxellomycetes, Kickxellales, Kickxellaceae.
AUGGACAACAGCAACAGCAGCGACACUAACACGAGGCUCGACGGCGGACUUUUUGGCAAAACACGCGACCGGCGAGUCACCUUCGACAGCAGCCAGAUCAACUACCACCCAAAGAUCGACGAAGAUAACUGGUUCGACAAAACGCCCACACAAAUCACGCAGUGGAUAUCCGCGCACGGCGGCCUGGACGAAGUAACAUUCACAGCGCAGCGGCUCUAUUUCACAAAACAGUACGCGCGCGCUGCUGAUUUAUGCCAGCAGGCGACUUUGGCGUUUGUAGCGAGGUUUGAGAGGAAUUUGCGCGUGGCGACGAUUCGCGAGCUGCUGGAGAUCGGCGGGCUGGCGGCCGUGAGGGAGAGAGACUGUCAAAGGGUCGGGUUUUUCCUCGAAUGGUAUGAGCGGUGUGGUGGGAUGAACCCGGGGUAUAAUCGGUUUCUGAUGGAGUUACUCGGGUGUUUGGGCAGGUGGGAGGAUGUGCUGACGCAGUGCGUCUUGUACUUGGAGCAGCGCAAGCAGGACGCCAAGAUAUGGGAGACUAUUGGCCGGGCGCUCAUCAAUGUAUCGAAGGACAAAAACCGCAAUGGAGGGAAGCAGCAGCAGCAGCUGUCGCAUCUGGUUAUGCGCGAGUGCAAGAACUGGAAGACGAUGGACGAGGCUCUGCGGCAACGCCGUAUUCAAGAAGACGAGCUGCGCGAGGGCGCUGUGCAGGCAUUGCGAGUGCUUGGGCGGGAGGCUGAGUGCGCGGCUGCCAGUGGUGAUAGGGAUGAACGAGAGGGUGAGGUGUUGUGGGGCAUGUGCAGGGAGAUGGGCGCACAGGCAGAGCUGGCGCUUGCUGGUGGGUGCUCGGGGUCGCUGGACAGGUCGCUGGAGUGGAUCUUGGCGCAUAUGAAGCCGAGCGCUGGCGCUGGCGCGGAUGCGGAUGCAGGUGCUGACGCGGACGGGUCUGAUGAGGACAACGAUGUUGAGGAGCUUUAG